Molecule: messenger RNA, 2104 nt
Organism: Penaeus vannamei (Pacific white shrimp)
Lineage: Eukaryota; Metazoa; Arthropoda; Malacostraca; Decapoda; Penaeidae
Biological process (GO): SCF-dependent proteasomal ubiquitin-dependent protein catabolic process
Cellular component (GO): SCF ubiquitin ligase complex
Source: RefSeq, a predicted model, not a curated record
ACCUGUACCUUUAUAGACAUAGACCUUUGCCUUGACAUACGAUACAAUGAAUGUUACAAAAUGUUACGACAUUCUUAUUCAAAAUCUGUCAUUCUAGGAUUUACUUCUGGACGUACUAAACGCUGGGUUAAAGGCUGAAGGAAGUUGUCUCACAAAUUGAAGAUGCCACAACCACGACCCCCAGGCUCCUUGAAGGAGCAGUGUGUCCGCAACAUCACAGUCAACAUUGACAGCUUUUGGUGCCAAGACUACAUCAAGAACUGGCUCGAUCAGAGUAAGAGCCUCAUCUUCGUUCUUGGACCGUUUGAGGAUUUGCCGAGUACGUUAAUUGAGUUGAUAAUUGAAGAGCUGAAUGCUUCUGGAAAGCUCAGGAAACACCACCUUCAUCUGCUACUUCUGUACCACCUAGAGCGACUUAAGCUGAGUCGGGAGACCUCGGAGUUCAGCUAUAUCUUGUCCCUCUUGGCUCAACGUUGCAAAAAAUUACGUCAUCUAGGACUAAAGAGUAGGAAUCUACCUCGCAAAAUGGUGAAUGAAAUAUUCAUCAAUUUAGAACUCCUACAGACUGUCGACUUAUCCAUGACCAAUGUUGCUGAUCAGACCCUGAGUGUGAUUGGUGCUUAUUCCAAACACAUAAGAGUUCUUAACUUAGCAGACACAGAUGUGACUGACAUUGGUAUAUCAAGCUUAUGCCACGACCUGAGGGUGUCUCAGAAAACACACAUAUCAAGAUCUUUGCUGAAGAUAGAUCUAUAUGGAACAGUGGUAACUCCUAAAGGGAUUCAGUGUGCCUUGAUUAAUAUGCCCAAUUUAAAGGAGAUUGUGCAUUCUACUGUGUUAUUUUCAGUGUCCAAGCUAGUUGAAAGUAGACAGAGAAUGGCUGAAGAAGCAUCAGUCCUUGGUGGUGUCGUACCAGAGUUGGGGCCCCUGCAGCUACGGGCCCUGCAGAGUGAUGAAUUUGGCAGUGGAGUCUUUGGGGAUUUUGCAGAUGGAGAACACAUUACCUCUGCCUUGAAGGUUUGUCCCUCAGUUCAGUAUCUGUACCUUAGAGAUAUUAGUAAUGUGAAGAGUAACACUUUCUUACCUAUUUUAAAUCUAGAGAAUGUGAUAGAUCUAGUAUUGACAUUGACUGAGGAAGUUCAUGUUGAUUUUUAUAAAGAAAUUAUGCCUCUUCUUCAACGCCAUGGAGAGAGCUUACGACGUCUGCAUUUACAGAAUGUGCAAAAAAUUAAUGUGGAGGUUAUAGGUCAUUUGUGCCCAGAACUGCAUACUCUGGAGCUUGAUGGAAAUAAUACCUACUGCCAUAGUAACCUUGUAUCUAAAGAGUUCAAAAACAAAAAGGUCAAGCCAACUUUCAGUCACCUCAAGAGUGUCAUCUUAAACCGUGUUCCAAAUGACAUUGUGGAAUCUAUAGAGUUCCAAAUCCCAGCAGAGUGCCUAAGAUUAACACUUGGAUCCCCUCUGUUGGAAAAGGUUUCUGUGAUGGGUCAGGAUCUUCUCACCAAUGAAAUUCUUUUAGAUGUCAUGCAUACAACAAAACUUCCUCAUCUUGGUUUUCUUAGUUUUACACUCUGCAAUAGCAUAGACAGUGCACCAAUUUGGACAUUACUUCAUCUGAACAACCCGCUUUCUGAGUUAAAUCUUAUCGAUUGUCAAGAGAUAACAUUUGGUGAUUAUAAUGGGUUCAAGAAAUAUGUGAAGAAGAACAAAUUUGCAUUAAAAAUUUCAUGGGCAUGAUGUGCUUACUGAUGAACAAUACGUGUAAGUGAACAAAAGCUGAAAUUAUGUAUAAAGGAGGCAUCAUACCCUUUCUAUGAAAAUUGUCAAGCGAAAAAAUUGGUAAUAGUAAGGUAAACAGAUUUCAAUAUUCAUUUAUUGGAUCUUAACAUUUUUAUUUAUGAAAAAGAAUUUUAAGAUGUAUUAUAUUGGUAGCAUUUGUGUAAUGAAUCAUUUCUUAUUAGUGUGUAAUGUGACUGUACAAAAUAUUGAUUAAAUUGCAAGGAUAAAUAGAUUUCCUUGCAUUUGUAGUCAUAUAUUCAUGCUCACUAUCAUAUGUCUACUUAUACUCAUAUACUGCCUGCCCCCCCCCCCUCUCUCUCUAUAC